UAACGUAAUGGACGCACCUCCGCCACCAACGUGCCAGCACACCUCCCAUCCGGCGCACAAGCUUACGCUUGUGCAGAUCGGCGGCGCACAAUUCAAGUGCGACGGCUGCGCGCAGGGCGGCCGGGAUCCGAGGUACCGGUGCGAGCUAUGCGACUUCGACCUCCACAUACAGUGCGCCCUAGCGCCACCCGUCUUCCCGCACCCUAUGUUGGCGGGCCGGACAUUCACCCUCUGCUCGGGUAUGGGCAAAAGGUUCUGCAACGCUUGUGGCGACGCCGUGCUCGGCAUGGUGUACCAUGACGGCCAGGCCGACCUCGACCUCCACCCGUGCUGCGCUUUCCUCAAGGACUGCAUCGUCUACCUUGGACGCGUCUUCCAACUCCGCCAGGAGGUGGCCGCUACCUGCAUGCUGUGUGGCCAAAACGGGCCGCGCGGAAAGUUCUGGUCCUACGCCUUGCAUGCCAAUGGUGGCGUUGAGAACAUUCACAUCGCCUGCAUGCUAUAUGCUGAUCACAACCAGACCGGUGCCGCUGAACACUCCCGUUCUACUUCUAGUCAUCAGAUGACAGGUAAUCCUAUUCCUACCUCUGGUCAUCAGAUGACAGAUAAUCCUAUGCCUACCUCUGGUCAUCAGAUGACAGAUAAUCCUAUUCAUACCUCUGGUCAUCAGAUGACAGGUAAUCCUAUCAAUGGUCAUGAGAUGCCCGGUAAUCCUAUUCCUACCUCUAGUCAUCAGAUGAUAGGUAAUCCUAUUCCUACCUCUGGUCAUCAGAUGACAAGUAAUACUAUCAAUGGACAUCAGAUGCACGGUAAUCCUAUUCCUACCUCUGGUCAUCAGAUGACGGGUAAUCUAAUCAACGGUCAUCAGAUGCCCGGUAAUCCUAUUCCGACCUUUGGUCAUCAGAUGACAGGUAAUCCUACAUAUGGUUAUCAGAUGACAAGUAAUCCUAUCAAUGGCCAUCAGACGCCGGGUACUCCUAUUCCUACCUCUAGUCAUCAAAUGACAGGUAAUCCUAUCAAUGGUCAUCAGAUGCCAGGUAAUCCUAUUCCUACCUCUGGUCAUCAGAUGACAGAUGUGGAUUGGUGCUGCAUCGACAUCAAACCAAUUCGAGCAAGGAGGACCGUGCACAAGGGCAAGUGGACUGCACAGGCGAACGAGAAAGUUGUGCAGACGGACGAGAAGAGAACUUCCUCCUGCAAACGCAAGAAAUCACUCCAACACGAGGAAAUGACGUUCAACAGAUACAAAAUGCCGCGCAUAAUUGACAACCUAGGGAACAACAACUUUCAGAAGAGUAAAGCUUCUUCUGAAAGAGAUACUGGUUGGGUUACCCUUGAGAUUCCUCGAGGAUUCUUCGCGACAACAAACAGGGUGCACUACUCUCCGGAAGAGGAUUUUUUCCAGGGAGAAGAGGUAGUUGAGGAUGACGACGAUGUCACCUUCAUCUGGGAGGGCACUCACCGACAGGAGGAUGAAGAUGACGACGAUGAAGAUGAGCCAAUAACAGUUCUCAACCCAGAGUAUAAGCACGAGUUCACUACGUUUGGACAACAUGUCCGAACAGACAAUGAUGAUGCAGUUGAACACGAUGUUGCAGCAGAUGAUGAAUAUGAUUAUGACCAUGAUGAUGUGCCACCGCUCCAAAAUUUUCAAACCAAUCCACUAAGACAUCGUCACAACACUGGAUUACCACCACUUCCACCUACUGCACCCCAAAACAGAGCUCAGCGUCCACCUGCUGCACCAAAAAACAGAGCUCCAAGCAGAGCUACUGCAUCAACUUCGACAAAGCGACCACCAACGGUGCCUCAGUCAAAAGUCAACAGCAGGUACAAAUCCUCCUCACUAUUGCCGCCGCGAGAUCCUCAACUACACAGAUCUGCUAUAACCCCGCCAUGUCCAAUACAACCCGGCGAGCUGCAAACACCAUCGGGUGAAUGA
Molecule: messenger RNA, 1942 nt
Organism: Triticum dicoccoides
Lineage: Eukaryota; Viridiplantae; Streptophyta; Magnoliopsida; Poales; Poaceae
Exons: 5
Coding region: 8-1942 (644 amino acids)
Source: RefSeq, a predicted model, not a curated record